Messenger RNA from Aspergillus fumigatus Af293, 567 nucleotides. NCBI's taxonomy places the organism in Eukaryota, Fungi, Ascomycota, Eurotiomycetes, Eurotiales, Aspergillaceae. The record is from RefSeq and is a predicted model, not a curated record.
AUGACUCGCGACGUCCUCAAAGCCGCCAAGUCCGCAUCGAACGCGAUAGCCGUCCAUAAGUCUACGGGGAUAUGGGAACGUCUUCGCCGUCUUCUUGCCAUCGAUCCCAAUCGCUCUACUGGAGUCCCACUUAACUCGCAAUAUCGACUUCCGACUCCUGGUGCUCUCCCGCCGCAAUCUUAUGAUGACCCCGUUACUGUCCCAGCAGCAGACAUUGCCGACAACCCUUACUGGAAGCGCGACGUCCGGAGAAAUUACCCCAGACUUAGCAUAGUCAACCAGGCAGACGCUGUUGGCCUUCUUACAGUAGGUAGCCGGGCGGCGCCCAAGGACGACGUUCUGCAGACCGGGCAGGCAGGAGAGCAGCAGUUGGUUGAGGUUAAACAGCAAGGAGAAGAGCGUGGCCUCGCUGCCAUAUUUGAGAAGGACAAGAGGGGCAUCCAGGGCGUUCUGGGCGCCGAUGGUCUGCCGCCAACUCCUUGUAACUUGAACGCCUCUGCGGCCAAGUAUCAGCUUGGUCAAGGUCAAGGCUAUCCUGCUGUGUAUCCUUGCCGGACGUUCGUCUAA